GAUGCUCCCGUUGCCAAGAAAGCCAAAGUCACCGGCGAGAAGACCGUCAAGGCUGCUCCCAAGAAGAAAGCUACCCCUACCCCCAAGGUCAAGAUUGGCGUUCAGAUCAACUUUGCCCCCACUCAGGUUCUCGAUGUCUACGUCUUCGGCGAGGGCAGUGCUGGUGAGCUUGGCCUCGGUGCCACCAAAGUCGAUGGUAAGAAGCCCAUCGACGUGAAGCGCCCCCGCAAGAAUGUCAACCUGUCUGCCGAGCUUGUCGGUGUCGUCCAAGUCGCCUGCGGUGGCAUGCAUGCUAUCGCCCUCACCAAGGACAACAAGAUCCUUACCUGGGGUGUCAACGAUCAAGGCACUCUGGGUCGCGACACCCAGUGGGAUGGCGGUCUGCGCAAUGUCGACGUUGCUGAGGAGGAUUCCGAUUCCGACUCUGACGAUUCCGGUCUCAACCCUCGUGAGAGCACCCCUACCGAGGUGAACACGAAGAACAUCGCGCCUGGCACCAAGUUUGUUCAGGUCGCCGCCACCGACAGCGCCUCCUUCGCCCUCACCGAGGAUGGUCGCGUCUACUCCUGGGGCACAUUCCGCUGCUCUGAUGGCAUCCUGGGCUUCAGCAAGGAUACAAAGAUCCAGUGGUACCCCGCCCUCCUCCCCGAGCCUACCAAGGUGGUCGCCAUCGCCACCGGCUCCAACCACGUCAUGACCCUUGACAACAAGGGCAAGAUCCAGACCUGGGGCGCCGCCGAGCAGAACCAGCUGGGCCGUCGCGUUGUCGAGCGCGACAUGAAGGCCUCCGCCCUGCGCCCCGCCGGCCUCAACUUCAAGCGCGGCGUCAAGAUCACCAAGAUCGCCUGCGGCUCGUACCACUCCUUCGCCAUCGACGGCGAGGGCCGCGUCUGGGCCUGGGGGCUCAACAACUUCAGCCAGCUCGGCGUGGAGGCCGACGCCGGCGAGGACGACGCCACCCUCCUCCAGCCCACGCUGGUGGAGGCUCUGGCCGGCCACGUCGUCACCGGCAUCGUGGGCGGCGAGCACCACUCGGUGGCCGUCACCGAGGACGGCAAGGCCCUGGCCUUUGGCCGCAUCGACGGCAGCCAGGUCGGCGUCCCUCGCGACGCGUUCUCCCAGGAGAACUGCGUCUACGACGGCUGCGGCCAGCCGCGGAUCCUCGUGGUCCCGGCUGUGCUGGACAUCCCCGGCGCGGUCGUCUGUGCCGACGCCGGCACUGACACCUCCCUGGUGGUCACCAGGGAGGGCAAAGCCUACAGUUGGGGGUUCAACUCCAACUACCAGUGCGGCGUCGGCGAGACGGCCGGCGACGUCCUCGUCCCCACGCUGAUUAACAACAGCGCGGUGCGGGACUCGUCGGUCGUCUGGGCCGGCGCCGGUGGCCAGUUCAGCAUGCUGGCCAGCGUCCACGAGGACGCC
Messenger RNA from Cryphonectria parasitica EP155, 1422 nucleotides. Its product is annotated as RCC1/BLIP-II. Gene Ontology annotation, molecular function: guanyl-nucleotide exchange factor activity. Gene Ontology annotation, cellular component: cytoplasm. The annotation marks the transcript as partial. The transcript has 2 exons. The record is from RefSeq and is a predicted model, not a curated record. Lineage: Eukaryota; Fungi; Ascomycota; Sordariomycetes; Diaporthales; Cryphonectriaceae.